Rubroshorea leprosula is the source of this 5783-nucleotide messenger RNA. Lineage: Eukaryota; Viridiplantae; Streptophyta; Magnoliopsida; Malvales; Dipterocarpaceae. The record is from the annotation of a GenBank genome assembly.
AUGUUGGAAUUCCUUACCAUAAAAAUGAAGGAAAGCGCAAGACAAAAAAGACAAACUCUAACAAUGAGUAAAUAUUAUGGGUACAUCAUUCAAUACAUGAGAAAUGAAGGAAACACAUUGAUACUAGGUGGGCGGCUAUUCCAACAAUUUGUGGUUGAUGCAUUCAUAGCAAUUGAAGAAAAGCGUCUACGAUAUGCUAGAAAUGAACAAGACAAAUGGAGAAUGGAACUUUACAAAAAUGUUUGUGACACAGUCGUUAGAGGGGAUGCAAUGGCAAAAUCUGUUGGGAAGCACAUUAUAUUACCUUCAAGUUUUGCAGGAAGCCCAAGAUACAUGAUACAAAAUUAUCAAGAUGCAAUGGCAAUUUGUAGAAGUUUGGGAUAUCCUGAUCUAUUCAUCAUUUUCACAUCAAACAAAAAAUGGCCUGAGAUCAACUACAUGCUCAACAAGAUACCUGGUCAAAAUGUUGAAAAUCGACCUGACAUUGAAGCACGAGUUUUCAAAUUGAAGCUUGAACAGCUAAUGAAAGACAUCACAGAAAAGAAAGCGUUUGGUACAGUUAUUGGAGAUGAGCAAAAGAUGAUAUUAAGAGAUUCUCAAAGUCUUACCAAGGCCAUCGAACAAGAAGGGGUCAAAGACACUAUGUUCACCAAAUGGAUGGAAAUGAAUGUAGAAAACAAGAAGACUAGAUCAUUGACAUAUGCAGAAUUCUCAACAAAAUUUGUUUGGAAUGGAAAAGAAUGGACUAAAAGAAAGAGAGGUCGAACAAUUGGAAGAAUUACAUAUGCACACCCUACAUCUAGAGAAAGGUAUUACUUGCCUAUUCUAUUAAAUGUUGUUCGAGGACCUCGCACCUAUGAGGAGCUCAAAAAUGUGAAUGGCACACAACACACAACAUUCAAGCAGGCAUGCUAUGCUUUUGGAUUAAUUAGUGACGACAAAGAAUGGAAUGAUGCGAGACACUGGGCGAUUGGACCUCAAGUAAGAGAAUUGUUCAUUACAAUUCUACUUUUCUGUGAAGUAAAUGACCCAAUCCAAUUUUGGGAAGUCAAUUGGAAAGCACUUUCAGAGGACAUACCAUUCAAAUUGGUACAUCAAUUCAAUUUCCCAAACUUGAAAUUCACAGAAGACCAAAUCAAGAACUAUUGUUUGUUGGAGCUUGAAAGAAUGCUAAAUCGCAAUGGUAAAUCAUUGUCCGAUUAUAAUGGCAUGCCAUUACCAAACAUGAAUCUUUUAUUUGGAGCAGAUAAUAGGCUGAUCAAAGAAGAGCUCAAUUACGACAUUAGGAAGAUGAAAGCAGAUCAUGAUAACUUUUACAUCUCAUUAAAUAACCAGCAGAGAAAGAUAUACCACAGAAUACUUGAUGUAGUGGAGCGAAAGGAAGGAGGCAUCUUCUUUGUUUAUGGACAUGGAGGAACAGGAAAGACAUUUUUGUACAAAACAAUACUAUCAAGACUGAGAUCUGAGAGAAAAAUAGCUUUGGCCGUGGCUUCGUCAGGUAUCGUAUCAAUAUUGUUACUUGGAGGCAGAACAGUACACAGCCGAUUUGACAUCCCACUUGAGCUAUUUCAGAAUAGUACAUGUGGCAUAAGACAAAAUACAAAUUUAUCUCAAUUAUUAUUGCAGACAUCUUUGAUAAUAUGGGAUGAAGCUCCAAUGACGCAAAGGUAUGCUUUUGAAGCAGUUGAUAAAACAUUCAGAGAUAUAAUAGGAUUCAAAGAUAAGGCUGUAAGAAACAAACCUUUUGGAGGCAACAUUGUGGUUUUGGGAGGAGACUUUAGGCAAAUACUACCAGUUAUACCAAAAGGCAAGAGACAAGAAAUUGUUGAAGCAUGCAUAAACAGGUCCUAUCUUUGGAAAAGUUGUGAAGUCUUUGUUUUGGAAAAAAACAUGCGAGUAUCUGAAACAAAUGCAGAAGGAUUACCUGAUGUAGCCAACCAACAGUUUAAUAAAUGGUUGCUGGACAUUGGAGAUGGGAAGAUACAAGCGAUUGUAAAAGAAGGUGAGGAGCAUGCAACUUGGAUAAAAAUACCAGACGAAUUUUUAAUAGCAAGGGCAGAAAAUCCAAUACAUCAAAUCAUCUCCAACACUUAUCCAAAUUUUGACACCAUGCAUGAUGACCAAAACUACUUAAUUGAGAGAGCCAUUCUCACUCCAUUGAAUGAGACUGCUGACACAAUCAAUGAUUACAUGUUCUCUUUGUUUGAAGCAGAAACCAAAACUUACAAGAGUUCAGAUGAGAUUUCCAUCCAGCCCAAAUUACAGAUUGAUCCAAAAUCCAACUCCAGUUUAGCCCCAAAAUUAGGGAUUGGGUUGGGUUCCUUUCUCCCCAUUCGCGCCGCUACCCGACAAUUAGACUAUCGAUCCAAAAUCCAACUUCAGUUAGGCCCAAAAUUAGGGUUUGGGUUGGGUUUCUUUCCCGUCGUGUCGUCACUCGUCCCUCGUCAGCGCCUGCAGUCUCCGACGACGACCUACCCGGUACAGCACUCCGGCGAAGCCAGUACAGCAAUCCAGCGUACCCGCACUCAAGGCUUCCAAGCAUCUUUUCAAGUUGAAAUCGGGAAGGAGGAUCGAGUUGAGUUUGUUGGGCUGAAGUUUGUUAAGUACGAAAGGAAGUUCCUACAAUCAUCAAAUAUGUCGGACAUUAGGAAGUGGUUCAUGAAAGCCCAUGAUAAAGGUAAAGGCAAUGGUAACGCAUCAAAGCCUGUUAAUCCUGCAGCUGCACCACCCAAUGCAGAACCAGAACCAGGAGACCAAGAAAUUUCGGCCAGAAGGAAAACCAGCAAGUAUUUUUCUGCAGACAAACAAAAGCAGAAAGAUGGAAAAGGUGUACAGGAGCCUCCAGGCAAGAGAAAAUUUCAAAAUGACUCUAGUGAAUCACCAAAACCACCACCAUCUAAACGAACUAGUAAAGUUGAUGAAGAUGAUGACUUUGUCUUACCUGAGUCAAACAAUUCUAUUGAGGUCACUCCCAGUAAUAAACAAAAGAGUAGUACGGGUAGGGGGGUUUCUAAGAAAACUGUAGAUAUUGGUGAAAGCGAUGAAGAUGUUAAAGAUAUUGAGACUCCUGUAAAGUCUCGUGGAAGGGGUCGUGGUGGCAGGGGUGCAUCAGGGGCACCAGCUAGUGGAAGAGGUAGAGGUGGUGGAAGGGGUGGAUUUAUGAAUUUUGGAGAAAGAAAAGAUCCUCCACAUAAAGGAGAGAAGGAAGUCCCUGAAGGUGCUCCUGAUUGCUUGGCUGGCUUAACUUUUGUCAUCAGUGGAACACUUGACAGUUUAGAAAGAGAAGAGGCGGAAGACUUGAUUAAACGCUAUGGUGGUCGUAUCACUGGAUCUAUCAGCAAAAAGACGAAUUAUCUCUUAUGCGAUGAAGAUAUUGGGGGAAGGAAGUCGACUAAAGCCAAAGAGCUGGGCACUUCCUUCCUUACUGAGGAUGGAUUAUUUGAUAUGAUUCGUGCAUCCAAUUGUGGAAAAGCACCUUCAAAAGCAGUGUCAAAGAAAUCUGUGGAUAAAGUUGCUGCAUCCGUGCCUAUGGAGAGCCCUAAGAAAGCAGAAGUGAAGAGCAACUCUUCAGCAACAAAGGUUUCUAGCAAGACCUCAAAGACAAGUGUCUCAUCUUUGAAGCAGACACAGCAAACUCCCCAACAGCCUUCCCUGAUGUGGACUGAAAAAUAUAGGCCAAAGGUUCCUAACGAGCUUGUUGGGAAUCAAUCACUGGUUACCCAACUUCAUAAUUGGUUGGCACAUUGGAAUGAGCAGUUCCUUCAUACUGGGACUAAGGGAAAGGGAAAAAGGCAAAAUGAUCCUAAUGGCAAAAAGGCUGUUCUGUUAAGUGGAACACCUGGUAUAGGAAAAACUACCUCAGCAAAAUUGGUUUGUCAGAUGCUAGGUUUCCAGGCAAUUGAGGUAAAUGCUAGUGACAGUCGUGGGAAGGCUGAUGCAAAAAUUUCUAAAGGAAUUGGUGGAAGCAAUGCAAAUUCUGUCAAGGAACUUGUUAGCAAUGAAGCCUUGAGUGUUGACAUGGAUCAGUCAAGAUGUAAAAAAACUGUCCUGAUUAUGGAUGAGGUGGAUGGGAUGUCCGCUGGAGAUAGAGGUGGAGUAGCUGAUCUGAUAGCUAGCAUAAAGAUUUCCAGAAUCCCCAUCAUUUGCAUUUGCAAUGACCGUUACAGUCAGAAAUUGAAAAGUCUUGUAAACUACUGCUUGCUUCUCACUUUCAGGAAACCUACAAAACAGCAGAUGGCAAAGAGAUUAAUGCAAGUAGCACAUGCAGAAGGUCUUGAUGUUAAUUCGAUAGCUCUUGAGGAACUUGCAGAAAGAGUGAAUGGAGAUAUGCGCAUGGCACUGAACUUGCUGCAGUAUAUGAGUCUUUCCAUGUCAGUUAUCAAGUAUGAUGACAUAAGGCAGCGUCUUCUUAGCAGUUCUAAGGAUGAAGAUAUUUCACCUUUCACUGCUGUAGAUAAGCUGUUUGGCUAUAGUGGGGGAAAGCUGAAAAUGGAUGAGCGGGUUAACCUCAGCAUGAGUGAUCCUGAUUUAGUUCCUCUUCUUAUUCAGGAAAAUUAUAUUAAUUAUAGGCCAAAUUCAACUGGUAAAGAUGACAAUGGACUGAAACGCCUGAGCUUGAUUGCCCAUGCUGCUGAGUCUAUUGGAGAUGGAGAUAUAAUCAAUGUGCAGAUUCGAAAAUAUCGGCAGUGGCAGCUCUCGCAAGCUGGUUCCCUUGCAUCGACUAUCAUUCCUGCUGCAUUGUUACAUGGACAAAGGGAAAUACUUGAACAGGGAGAACGAAAUUAUAAUAGAUUUGGUGGGUGGCUUGGAAAGAAUUCGUCUAUGGGAAAAAAUUUUAGGCUUCUGGAGGAUUUGCAUGUUCAUCUCCUUGCCUCUCGUGAAUCUAGUUCAGGAAGGAGGAUUCUGCGUCUUGAAUAUCUCACACUUCUUUUGAAGCGACUGACUGAUCCACUUCGGAAGUUGCCUAAGGAUGAGGCUGUUGAGCAGGUGGUAGAUUUCAUGAAUGCUUACUCAAUAAGCCAGGAAGACUUUGAUACUAUUGUGGAGUUAUCAAAAUUCCAGGGUCAUCCAAAUCCUCUAGAAGGUAUUCCACCUCCUGUCAAAGCAGCUUUGACAAAAGCAUAUCAUGAAGGAAGCAAAUCAAGGAUGGUACGUGCUGCUGAUUUAAUUACUCUUCCUGGAAUGAAAAAGGCCCCCAAGAAGCGAAUUGCUGCAAUUUUGGAACCAUCUGAUGAUGGUUUAGGGGAGGAGAAUGGUGACACAUUAGCAGAAAAUGGAGAAAAUGCUUCAGACUCAGAGGACGUUGAAGGCACAGCCAAUGGUGAGAAGCUGCAAGAACUCCAAAGUCUGAAUUCUAAAGGAAUCAAGGUUGAAUUGGAAUUGAAGAGUGCUGGGAAUUCAAACACCAAGAAGGCACCAGCAGGCAGAGGAAGAGGCAGGUCUACACCUACCACAGGAAAGAAAGGUGGGCGGGGCUCUGGGGCCGGUGCUAAGAGGAAAAGAUGAGAUGUUGAUUAUGUAAAUGGCGGGUUUUAUAAUUUUUGGCAAUGCCUAGGACAAUUGUCAUUGUGGCUAGUAUUUCCCUUAAUGUACUUGGAACGUCAUCAGAGAUUGUUGGGACUAGAAUUUUAGGUAGACGGUUCCUGUUUUUUCACUUUUUCCUAAUGGUAUAGCGGAUGUUUUACAGUCUAUAUUUUGAAUUUUGAAUUUUGGUCUUUUGAGGCUUGAGCAUGACAUGGAAAUGAUGGAAUGCUCAUAAUUUCAAUUGGAGCAAGUGCUGUUAC